AGGAACUUCCUCAGUUGUGCAAUAUGAAGAACUGUAACUGACAAGGGCUCUCCAUUCCGUCUCCACUUCAGUUCCACUUUCUUGAGCUGAAACCCUUUCAGAGGAAACUUUGCAGGCAAAAUGGCAAUGUUCAAGCAAUGGAUUCUGAUUCUGGUGCUGCAAUUUAUCUGGGUGACGUAUUAUGCAGGUGCCGACUUUUGCAAAGUGACAGUAUCUCAACCUCCAUUCAUGGAAGGCUACCCUGCAUCAAAAUAUAUCACUAUACCGUGUACUUUUUCUGCUCAGGGAUGCCCCACAUCCACUCCGACCAUUCUGUGGUUUCGAUAUCUUGCGCGUACCCAUGAAGCCUUGUGCACUCCCUACUGUAUAAACAGCACAAAGUUCAAACUGGUUCACUCAAAAUCUAUGAACCAGGCUCAGCUUGAGAUCAAAGAAAUCAAUGAAGAAGACAGCGCAAUUUAUUUUUGUGGGGUAGCAAUUUCAAGUUCCAAUUCCUCCACCUCCAAGCAAACUGGAAUCGGAACAGUGUUAGUGAUAAGAGGGAGUGGAACAUACAGCCGAGGAGUUGAGUACAGCAUGCUGGCCAUCUCAGUUACACUCUUCCUCUAUCUUGUUGCCUUGUUGGCAGUUUCUAAGUUAUUCACUAAGCCUAAACUCAAGAAAACAGAGAGGCAUGUCAAUGUUUGCGGUGGGGGAAGCAAAGCAGCCGUUUGUCGAGCAAUCGCAAAGGAGUUUGGCAAAAAGAGGCACAACAGGCAGCGGAGGCAUGGACAUUUGGAUAAAAGCCACAAAAUGGAUGAAUUAUCAUAGCAGAUGCACAUUCACGGGUUCGGUAGAACUGGAAACGCGAUUCACACAUUUAACAUCCGAAGGGGGGAAAGUGAGCUUGAUAUAGCAAAAAGCUCCUACCUAUUGUGUCAUACUAAGCUAGGGCUGCCAUACGUCUGAAUUUUCCCGGACAUCACCAGGAUCUCAAAGGCGGAACUGAUGUCUUGGGGUUUUUUUUUUUUGAAAGGCAGCACCUUGUCCUGGAUCUUGUUGUUGUUUAGUCGUUCAGUCGUGUCCGACCCUUCGUGACCCCAUGGACCAUAGCACGCCAGGCACUCCUGUCUUCCACUGCCUCCCGCAGUUUGGUCAAACUCAUGUUCGUAGCUUCGAGAACACUGUCCAACCAUCUUGUCCUCUGUCGUCCCCUUCUCCUAGUGCCCUCCAUCUUUCCCAACAUCAGGGUCUUUUCCAAGGAUUCUUCUCUUCUCAUGAGGUGGCCAAAGUAUUGGAGCCUCAGCUUCACGAUCUGUCCUUCCAGGGAGCACUCAGGGCUGAUUUCCUUAAGAAUGGAUAGGUUUGAUCUUCUUGCAGUCCAUGGGACUCUCAAGAGUCUCCUCCAGCACCAUAAUUCAAAAGCAUCAAUUCUUCGGCGCUCAGCCUUCUUUAUGGUCCAGCUCUCACUUCCAUACAUCACUACUGGGAAAACCAUAGCUUUAACUAUACGGACCUUUGUCGGCAAGGUGAUGCCUCUGCUUUUUAAGAUGCUGUCUAGGUUUGUCAUUGCUUUUCUCCCAAGAAGCAGACGUCUUUUAAUUUCGUGACUGCUGUCACCAUCUGCAGUGAUCAAGGAGCCCAAGAAAGUAAAAUCUCUCACUGCCUCCAUUUCUUCCCCUUCUAUUUGCCAGGAGGUGAUAGGACCAGUGGCCAUGAUCUUGGUUUUUUUGAUGUUGAGAUUCAGACCAUAUUUUGCGCUCUCCUCUUCCACCCUCAUUAAAAGGUUCUUUAAUUCCUCCUCGCUUUCUGCCAUCAAGGUUGUGUCAUCUGCAUAUCUGAGGUUGUUGCUAUUUCUUCCGGCAAUCUUAAUUCCGGCUUGGGAUUCAUCUAGUCCAGCCUUUCGCAUGAUGAAUUCUGCAUAUAAGUUAAAUAAGCAGGGAGACAAUAUACAACCUUGUCGUACUCCUUUCCCAAUUUUGAACCAAUCAGUUGUUCCAUAUCCAGUUCUAACUGUAGCUUCUUGUCCCACAUAGAGAUUUCUCAGGAGACAGAUGAGGUGAUCAGGCACUCCCAUUUCUUUAAGAACUUGCCAUAGUUUGCUGUGGUCGACACAGUCAAAGGCUUUUGCAAAGUCAAUGAAGCAGAAGUAGACGUUUUUCUGGAACUCUCUAGCUUUCUCCAUAAUCCAGCACAUGUUUGCUAUUUGGUCUCUGGUUCCUCUGCCCUUUCGAAAUCCAGCUUGCACUUCUGGGAGUUCUCGGUCCACAUACUGCCUAAGCCUGCCUUGUAGAAUUUUAAGCAUAACCUUGCUAGCGUGUGAAAUGAGCGCAAUUGUGCGGUAGUUGCAGCAUUCUUUGGCACUGCCCUUCUUUGGAAUUGGGAUGUAGACUGAUCUUCUCCAAUCCUCUGGCCAUUGCUGAGUUUUCCAAACUUGCUGGCAUAUUGGGUGUAGCACCUUAACAGCAUCAUCUUUUAAAAUUUUAAAUAGUUCAGCUGGAAUAUCAUCACUUCCACUGGCCUUGUUAUUAGCAGUGCUUUCUAAGGCCCAUUUGACUUCACUCUCCAAGAUGUCUGGCUCAAGGUCAGCAACCACACUACCUGGGGUGUACGAGACCUCCAUAUCUUUCUGGUAUAAUUCCUCUGUGUAUUCUUGCCACCUCUUCUUGAUGUCUUCUGCUUCUGUUAGGUCCUUACCACUUUUGUCCUUGAUUAUGGUAAUCUUUGUACGAAAUGUUCCUUUCAUAUCUCCAAUUUUCUUGAACAGAUCUCUGGUUUUCCCCAUUCUAUUGUUUUCCUCUAUUUCUUUGCAUUGCUCAUUUAAGAAGACCCUCUUGUCUCUCCUUGCUGUUUUUUGGAAAUCUGCAUUCAGUUUCCUGUAUCUUUCCCUAUCUCCCUUGCAUUUUGCUUGCCUCCUCUCCUCCGCUAUUUGUAAGGCCUCGUUGGACAGCCAUUUUGCUUUCUUGCAUUUCCUUUUCCUUGGGAUGGUUUUCGUUGCUGCCUCCUGUAUAAUAUUACGAGCCUCCAUCCAUAGUUCUUCAGGCACUCUGUCCACCAAAUCUAAAUCUUUAAACCUGUUCCUCACUUCCACUGUGUAUUCAUAAGGGAUUUGAUUUAGAUUGUAUCUUACUGACCCAGUGGUUUUUCCUACUUUCUUCAGUUUAAGCUGGAAUUUUGCUAUAAGAAGCUGAUGAUCUGAGUUACAGUCAGCUCCAGGUCUUGUUUUUGCUGACUGUAUAGAGCUUCUCCAUCUUUGGCUGCAGAGAAUAUAAUCAAUCUGAUUUCGAUGCUGCCCAUUUGGUGAUAUCCAUGUGUAGAGUCGUCUCUUGUGUUGUUGGAAAAGAGUGUUUGUGAUGACCAGCUUGUUCUCUUGACAGAACUCUAUUAGCCUUUGCCCUGCUUCAUUUUGAACUCCAAGGCCAAACUUGCCAGUUCCUUUUAUCUCUUGAUUCCCUACUUUAGCAUUCCAAUCCCCUGUAAUGAGCAGAGCAUCCUUCUUUGGUGUCAUUUCUAGAAGGUGUUGUAAGUCUUCAUAGAAUUGGUCAAUUUCACUUUCUUCAGCACCAGUAGUUGGUGCAUAAACUUGGAUUACUGUGAUGUUAAAAGGUCUGCCUUGGAUUCGUAUCGAGAUCAUUCUGUCAUUUUUGAGAUUGCAUCCCAUCACAGCUUUUGCCACUCUUUUGUUGACUAUGAGGGCCACUCCAUUUCUACUACGGGAUUCUUGCCCACAGUAGUAGAUAUGAUAGUCAUCCGAACUGAAUUCGCCCAUUCCCUUCCAUUUUAGUUCACUGAUUCCCAGGAUGUCGAUAUUUAUUCUUGUCAUCUCAUUUUUGACCACAUCCAGCUUACCUCCAUUCAUGGUUCUUACAUUCCAGGUUCCUAUGCAAUAUUUUUCUUUACAGCAUCGGACUUUCCUUUCGCUUCCAGGCAUGUCCGCAAGUCAAUUGAAAAAUCAUUUUUUCUUGGUGUUUUUCACCAAGGCAACCCUAUAGCUAACAUGUUAAAUGUAAAUGUAGCAUUUACACCUUUGCCAGGAGCUGCCUAGAACUGGAAUUAAUUUCAGUGGGUUUACUUCGAGCAGGGGCUAAUGGAAUACAACCUAUUUCAUCGGAAAAGUCAUUGAGUUUUUAGUGGUCCUCCUUCCUUUUCCCUUCAUUGAUUUCCAUCUUCCCCACAUUCUCCUGCCCACCCUCACCCUUCUUUGCUUAGUUUUAGAGCUGCCUGUGCCUUUUCAAAAGGUGAGCCCAUCUUGUACUUCAGAGGCCCACAUAUCUAGCAUCCUGAUCUCAAAGCAAACACUGGUCUUUGAACCAUGAGGAAACAAAUGCCAAUAUGUGCUUGGUUGCCUUGCCAGGAAGUUGUGUUAAGUUUUAUUGUACAGUUACCAAACAGGAUCCUGGACAUAAAGGUGUGGGAGAGAAACAGCAGCACCCCGGAAAUCCUGAGAAGUUACAACCCCACAGAGAGAAACAGAACUGUAGAAUUGCAAAGUAAGAUAUGGAAAACGCAAGAACGACGACCAUUUCACAACUCAGGCCAGCUUAAGCACAGAUUCUGGGGCCUAGGUCUUGCAUGGUACAUUAUGGGGGCUCCCCCUAAAUGGACCAGAAACAGCAACUCUGGUCCAUGGUGGAGAAUGGUGUGAACAACCAGUCCAGGGCACAUACUGGGGCUGGUGACAGUUGCUGAAGUAUCCCCUUUAAAUUACUGGGUGGGUUUGCUAUGCAGGAAAAGACCUGCUGAGGUGCAAGUUGCACCAAACAUCUUAAUUUCCCCAGUUCUGCUUUUUUUACCCCUCUCCCUUUAAGAGACCACUUCGUGCUGCUGCCUGUUAAGCAUGCAGAGCAGGGAGCAGUAUAGGAGAAAGCAGGAAGUGGCAGAGCAACCAGGGAAGGGCUUUGUGGGAAGGAAGUCGGGAAGCAGUGGUGGAGCAGCCAGGGCAAGGCAGGAAAGGAGAAGAGCAAGGAGGGCGGUGUUGUCUUCCCCCUGCAAGGGCACCUUGCCCAAGGUCCCUUCAAAACUGGCAACACACCUGUGGUUAAGAAGCAUCUACAGGCAUACAACUGUACUCCUGGGAUUCUGCCCCGAACCUGGGUGCUGCAGUGACCAGAAGUGCAUUUACACCAACUGCGCCCGUUCCUUAUCAGAUCUGGCCACUGUGAUGCAUGACUUAGUUGUAUCCUAUAAAGCCCUCUAUGCUUGAGCCCUGGUUACAGGAAAUAUCGUAAUUCCCUACACGAACCUGCCUGGGUGCUAACAUCCUCAGGUGAGCACCUUCUCUCAGUCCCAUCGACAUCAGUGACACAGCUGGUGGUGACACAAGAGGGAGCCUUUUUCUGUGGCUGCUCCCACAUUGUGUAAUUUCCUCCCAAGAGAGGCUAGACUGGUUCCCUAUUGAUAUCCUUCCACCAGCAGGCUAACGCCUUCCUAAGGCCUUUGAAAACGGAGGAGCGGACACUGGGCUGCGGACAGGGCAAAGUGGGUUUAAAUUUUUGGUUUUGAAUGUGUUCUGCUGUAUUUUAAUUAUUGCUUUUAACUAGCUUGUUUUUAUCGCUUUGUAUUUCAUAGUGCUGUUUUAAAUGUUGUAAGCCACCCUGAAUCCUAAUUUGAGAGAAAGAUGGAAUAUAAAUACUAAAAACAACAAUUGUGCGCACUCCUCAGUAGUGCUGAAGCAAGACCCCCCCCCCCCAAAAAAAGUUCUUUGUCAACAUGGCAUUUUAUCAAAAUUAAUUGGGAAGUCAAAUGUUUCUACUUUUGUAUGUAUGUAGUUCAAAACAGUACAAAAGCUAAGAGAUCUGUUGUGGUGGUUCAAAUGGGAUCCCAAA
Messenger RNA from Zootoca vivipara (common lizard), 5804 nucleotides. RefSeq names its product immunoglobulin superfamily member 6 (gene IGSF6). The record is from RefSeq and is a predicted model, not a curated record. Lineage: Eukaryota; Metazoa; Chordata; Lepidosauria; Squamata; Lacertidae.